AAAAAAGAAAAAAAGAAAAGAAAACAGGAAGACGUGCGAACCGAAGUCCCCCUCUCUUUUAUUGAUACGUACAUAAAUAUAUAUUAUACUAAAAUACUUAAUAUAUAUAUGUGCGUGUAUAUACAUUUAUAUUCAUCUCUUAAAGAAAAUAUCUCGCUAGAUUACUAACCAGUUUUCUGUAGCGAGCUCCUGUUUCAUACUAAAAAGCCAAGGAGAGAAGCUAACAUCCAAACCCUCUCUGCACACCAAUCAUUGCAUAAAAUCAAGCUGAAUGUUCGAGUAUGUUCGCAUGAAAGACGUUGUCAAUCCUCUAAUUUGAUGAACACAAUCGACGUCUAAGUUUACAGCAUCUAUCUGACCCAGCAAUACUGCAGGGUUAGCUGCUGUCCAGCCAUUUUGUGAUAUAUUGACACCUGAAUGUGGAGACUUCAGUUGCUUGCUUGCAGAAAUUUGAAGCAACCGUGACAAGGGUUUCCUGUAUAUUGUUGACAAUGCUUAAACUCAUUUGGCCAGUGGGUUACUAUAUACACAUACCAGGGCAGAACCUGUGAUGUUCAUAACUCCUUUGUACCUGGAUUCCUUGUGUAUUACAUAACUGCCGUAUAAGACCGAGGAGGAGGGUGUUAAUGCCUGUAUGGAUAGGGUGCGGAAGCUGUUAAGCCCUGGAACCAAGAAGAAAACUGUUCCUCAAAACAGCAACAAGACCUUCGGAGUUCCUCUUGAAGAACUUGUUCGCCAGGCACCUGAUGGGCUUAAAAUUCCCCUCAUUGUAAAGAAGAUAUGUGAACAUAUUGAAAACCAUGGUUAUGAUCAAGAGGGUAUAUUCCGAGUUAAUGGGAGUACUCGUAUCAUUGACAAACUCCGAACAUCCUUUGAUCAGACGGGAGAUGCUGAUUUUACUGAAGAUGGGGAUGUAAUGGCUGUUGCUGGUCUUCUCAAGCUGUUCCUUCGGGAGUUGCCUGAUUCUGUGAUUCCGGAGCACAUGACAAAACAAUUUGUAAACAUACAUGAAAGUCUAAACUCCAAUCCAGAAGACUAUGUUGCUAAAGUCCGGGAGGAAUUCAAUGAGUUACCUGAGGAACAUUAUGAUCUGCUGAAAUAUCUGUUGAACUUCUUAGUAGAUGUAUCACAGCAUGAAGAAGAAAAUAAAAUGGGGCCUAUGGUCCUUGCCAUUGUUUUUGGCCCAAAUGUCUUUAGGUGUGGUUCAGACUUCUCUGGCCUCAAAGAUCAAUCAACAACUAACAACAUUGUCUAUAAAUUCAUUAUACAUUAUCAUGAUCUCUUCGCUGAUGAAAACCAUGCAUCAUCAAAAUGCUCUGAGUGCAACAACAGAACCAAAAAUACCGGCUCUACCGCUCGCCCAAUGUCUCAAAAAGAAGACCGAAAGUCUGUCACCUUGCCAAGAAAGAACAAACAGCAAUGUGACUGUGAGAAUACAUUACACGCUGAUCAGAGUAACAUAAAAGAUUCACCCCAACCGAGUUGCAGUAACAUCAGUAACAAUGCUACUUCUCAGCUGACCACGUCAAUGACACAGACAUCUUCAGUUCUUUUACCUGGACCCACUUCCCACCACCAAUCAUGUCAUAGUCAAAAUUUGGCCUUGUCAUUCUACAAUCCUCGUCUUAGUGAUGAAGACCUUUCUGGACGGAUGUCUCCAUUUACUGUUGAGAGUGAUAGUGGUCACAGCAUGAUUGAGUCACCUGUGGUAUCAGUGGUUGCAUCUAGCAUUGUGGAGAAAACUAUCAGAGAAGCUAUUGUAGAACAUGUUUUUGGAGGUUAUCAGACUGGAGAUAUGAAGCAAGAGAGAAAUUCAAACUCAAGCAGCAGUGGAAGAGUUCUUGAUGUGAAGAAAACUGACAGAAAGAGUCCUGACCAUGCUUUCGAUUUAAACAAGUCAUCAGUUAUUGAUCCAAAGCGCCAGAAAACCAAAUGCACCAGAACAGCAAAUGAAAUCAGUGGUUCCAGUAUUGGAAUACAGGGAGAAGAUAUUGUGAGCCCUAAAAGUAGACGACCUCUACAGCAUUCAACUGUGGCUAACCAAAUGAAAAACAUAAAUGAAACUCAACAACCACAUUACAGUCCUCGGCAUGGAACUAUCGAAUGUUGGGCUGAUCCUGACUCUGAUGCAAUUUGUCACAAGUUUGAGUCCUCAAAUAUGGAUAAUAUCUUGCUGCCUCAGUCUGGUUUACUCAAACAUCCAUUGUCUGUUGACCAUCAUACUCAUAAGUCAUCAACUUCUAGUCCUUCAAGUAGCACACGGUGUCAGAAUCAGAACAAACCUUAUUUUAAGCUGGACUGUAGCAAAUCUUCUUCAACAAUGCCUGAGCACACAUCCUACAUACGGGGAUCUGUCCGUACACACAUGGGCACCUCGACGGCAGAUAACAAUUGCAAUGCUGUACAAUUUAACCCAAAGCACCCUCAUCUUGUGGAAAUGGUAUCAGCGAACACUGCAGAUGUUUCCAGUACAUCCUCAUCAUCUUGUGAAGAGGAUGAGAACACAGACAGUGCUGCUAAACACCCUAAAUCGCGUAUCGGUUUCUUAGAUAUGCAUCUAACUAGCAGUCAGUCCCGGGAUGAAGAAAACGACGACAUGUGCGAGCGUGAUGAGAAAUAUUCUCCUUGUUAUUCUCCUAACAACAAUCGUAAAACAAUGGUUCCACCACUGGAUUUGUCCAUUUUACACGAGCAUAUGGACAGCACUGAUCCGAUUCCUUCAAAGAAAGUGCAAACUGUAUCUUAUCAACGUGUGAAGAAACAUCUAAGCAGUGAUGAAGAUGAUGAUGAUGAUGACGAUGAUCCUGUUGUUGUCUUGUCUCCAAGAGCCAACAAAUUCAAGAAAAAACCAAUCUGGACUACUGGUAAUGAUGAGGCUCCCCUAUCACCAAGUACUCAACGUCCAGGGUUCUGGCACAGCGUCUCCUCAAACACAGACAUUCCACCUUCACCUCCUGUGGAGCAAGAGCAGUACCGAAAUGUGGCAGUUGAAGAUGAAUACACUACAAGAUUAAAGCAAUUGACUAAGAAGAUUCAGUCUCUGAGGAAAAAGAUAAAGUUAUUUGAAGAAAACUUUGAGCGAGAGCAUGGAUACCGACCAUCACAGAGUGAUAAAACUGCUAAAGCUGAAAUCAAGAAAUACAUGGCAGAUUUGGCUAAAGCAAGAAAGGAAAUCAAAAAACUGAAAGAAGAAGCUGAAAUGAGUAGUCGCAGUCGGCAUGGAAGUGGAGCAUCAUCUGGCGGUUCUGAAUCUCCAACUACUGUUCCAACAAUGGAACAGACUCUUGAGUCCAUUAUCAAGAAACUGAAAGAAAAACGUAGAGAUGCCAGACGCCCUGAAGAACUGGAGUUGAUGAGUAGAGAUGAAAUCCAAGAAGAAAAGCUAGCUAUUCAGAAAUCACUCCUUCACUUUGAGGGCAUCCAUGGCCGACCAUCAUCCAAAAUAUCAAAAGAUUUGAUGCGACCACUGUACAAUCAUUAUCGUUUGGUUAAACGAAUGCUUGCAAAACCUGCUUCGCCAAGAGAUACAACUGAACUUCAAACAGUCCCAGAAGAUCAGCCAUUUGAACUCACUGCUGGAGUUUCAACAUCAGCUCGACCACUUUGGAAGAAAACAGUUCAUGUGCCUACAGCUGAAAUGGAAGAUGAUGAAAAUUUUGAUACAGUUGCAGAUUUUUCUGUGACCAGAGAUCUAGUUUUAACAAGAGAUACAAUAAAGGUUUCAUCAGCAGCAACCUCUGCCGGAAGUGGAUCUCCCAAAUCUCGCCUAAUGAGCACCGGAGAAAGCUCAAUUAACCAAGAAGCAACACUUCAUGAAAUGACUAUUCCUCAACUACAAGAAGAACUGACGAAGACACGAGUUGAGAAGAGGAAGCUGAGAAAGAUUCUUCGAGAUUUUGAAAAUGAAUUCCUUAGUCAACAUGGACGAAAAGUGCAGAAAGAAGAUAAAAUUCCUUUACAAGAAGAUUACCAAGAAUACAAACAAGUAAAAGCUAGGUUACGUCUACUUGAGGCACUGCUCUCCAAAUACCAGCAACAGAAACUGUAAGCAUGUGGUUGUUAUUUCUGUUGUUGUUAUUGUUAUUGCCAUCACUGUCAACUUGACUCUGAGCUGUAUCGGUGUUUUACUAACAAUUCACAUUGAACCAGUUCCAACAGAAGGAAGGCACUUCUGCACAGUUCCAUAUGAUUUACAACUUAAAGAACUUUGUCUGAAAUAACCUUCAUCCCGUCUGUAUAUUGUUGCUGCCUGCGCAGAUAAUCUGAAGUUCCAUCUUGUUUUAUUGAACUGUCUGCAAACUGAAAACUAUUGCUCACUGAUAUUCCUGCUGUAGCACUUCUACCAAUAUCACUUUUCCCCCCAUCUGGUGAGAUUUUAUACCAAUCAGAGAAGAGAGAAAUGUUGCAAGACAACCAAACUGUUCGUGCUGAUAACACACAAAAUCAAAGUCUAAUUGCUGCCAUUAAACAUCUAUUGUAACUGUUUCAUUACCAAAGACAUUUCUUUUCAUUAAAGACCAACUGUUUAUGCAAACUACUCAAAACAAUCUGCUUAAGAAUUUGUUCUGUUUCUGCCUUGUGCCUCACUGUUUCAGCUUGAGAACCAACCCUUCCCUCAUGUUGUUGUCAUUUUGUUUUUAUUUAUACCCCCUCUUCCUUUCCACCACCUUUCAUAGAGCUGUCACUGUACAAGAUAGUUGCUACUGUUUCUGUUUUUGUUGUUAGUAGCUGACUAUGUAUAAUAGUAAUAAUAAUAGUAGUCAGAGCAUUGUGAAACAAUCAUUUGCAGUUUAGAAUCUUGAUGAUGAUGAUAAAUACACACACAUACACACAAUAACAAACAUACAUACAUACAUAUAUAUAUAUAUGUACACACACACACACACCUGAGCUAUCUUGUUCUUCUUCCAACUUCAGUAUUCCACGGUAAAACUAGGUCUACUGCUAUGAUGGAAUGUAGCAGUUACAUAUUCUACCAUUUUUGAAACGGAACCCUCCACAUCACACAGAAUACCUGAUUUACUCUGUUUUUUAAAAUCAUUUUUUUUUAAAAGUUCCUUCAAAGAAAAUGGUUCUGUUAAAGUAAAAAAUGAUCUCUGAUUGUUUUGGAAAAGAUAUAUUAAAACAUGUUAUUGUAGCUUGAAGCAUAAUUAGUGGUUAUAUAUAUAUAUAUAUAUAUAUACAUACAUACAUACACCUGGACAGACAUCUCUCAAUUAAACUGGAAUCAAAGCUGAAAUCUAUUUCUAUGUUUUUUGGGGAAACUUAACCAACAGCUUAUGCUUACAUUACACACCAGUGCCAUUUCUUUGAUGGUAAUUAUUCAGACUUUGGGAAAAGCUAAACUCUAAAGAGAUUUAAAGAUCUAUUGUUACUGAGUCCAAAUUAUUACUCUGACUUGACUAGCUCCCUUGUUUUGGUGACCAUGCAUUACAAAACAAAAAUAAAAUCAUCUGAUCUGCAUUCAAGACAUUAUUUAUUUUAUUUAUUUACCUCUAUUAAAAAGAAAACAUUUAUUACCAACGAAGUUCUUCUAACUUAGCUUUCUGCUAAUAUGUAUAAAAACAGAAGUUUGCUACCUGUUGCUGGGAGUAAUUCCAGGGAAAUAAAUGUAAACUGCGUCACACAAUCUAAAGCCAUCAUCUUCAUAUUGUUUUGGCUGUCAUUAUCGCAGGAUAUCUUGUCUGUUGGACUUAAUUAGUUCUGUAUACACUCUUCUCUUAAUUAUGAAAGGAUAAAACAUUUUCCUUGGUUUCGAAUGGUUAAGUGUGAGCAGGUAAAAAAAAAAAAAAAAAGAUUAAAAUUCAAAAUAAAAAGAUGGGAAAGGAAAGAAGGAAUGGAAAUAUGUUGUUUUAGUGAAAUGUUAUGAAAAAAAAAACGCCAAAAAGAAAAUACAAAAAUCAAUAAAUAAUAAUUGAGAAUUUUCUGAAACCUCUAACUGGACUUAACAUUCAAUACUGUUGUGAUCAGUUUUGUUAUAGAUAUUUGGUAGAGUUUUGCAGUAAAGUCUGUCCAAAACUGUGAUAACUUUUUCAUUGAAAGCUCUUGCAAUGGAUGUGUUAAUGUUCAGCAGACACCUGUCUGUUUGCUGUUUUGUAAUCUGCUUUGUGAAUUGCUACACUUGACAGCAGUAUAACAGAGAAAGAACGAAUACCAAAGAGGCUGGGAUAAACAUUCCUGUUGGUUUCUGAAGUGAUUUCUUCUGUUUGUUUUAUAUAUAUUUUUUAAUCUGUAGAAAAAAUGUUUUGGAUUAGUAGACAUAAAUUUUUGCUAAUUUCCAAAGUUGGAUGUCUUCAUAUCUUCCUGUGGGUUGUCAAGUAUUUUAACCUGCUAGAAAUAGUUUUACGAAGGUGUGGUAUUGGUUUAUACAACAGUAUGUUACAUUGUCAGCAUGUAGGAAUAUAUGUUUGGUGGAUCACAAGCUCUCAUGCUUCAUGUUUGGAGAACAAAUGUAGCUCUUGACUUAUUGCUAUCAAACUGGAUUAAGAAUUAAAGACAAAGCAGGAAAGUUUAACCAUUUUUUUUAAAAGACUCUAUUGAAUUAUAAAUAGUUAAAAAAGUGAUACAAAAUGUAAAAAUAGAAAAUGCAUAUCUUCUGUUUUCUGCUGUUUUAAUGAUAUUAUUGGAUGUUGUUCCUACAUAAACUUUAAAUUUAAUUCCUAGUUUUUAACAUAAUCAUUUUUGUUGCGAGGUACUUAAAUUUUAGUAAUUUUAACUGCUGGAAUAGAACUGAAAUAUGUAACAUCAUAAUAUAUAUAUUAUAUAUAUAUAUAUAUAUAUAUAUAUAUAUAUAUAAAUAAAAUAAAUAUGUUAUUGUUUCUAGUAUUGAUUUUUUAGAAAAAAUCAUUUCCAUCUUCGCAUAUUUUAGCUUUUAAUUCCGAGAAAAAUGUUCUUCUAAUAUCUUAAGAGUUGAGGCCAAAUAUUUUACACACACAUACACACACACUCUCUCUCUUUCUUAGAUCUUAUUGAAAGAAUAUUAUUCGUUCUCUAAUAGUUUCUGAUCAGCAAGUUAUGCUUGCUAUAACAAGGGUAAGGAUUAGCAUGGCACAAAUUCAUUUUUGGUACCUGUUGUCUGCAAAACUUAUCCUAGUAAAUUGGGAUUGGUUAUGCAAGUGGGUCAGAGAUAAAGUUAAAUUCCCUUUUUGAUCAGUAAUGACAGGUGUGUGUGUAUGAUUAUGUAUUAAACUUGUUAAGAAUUUAGUAUCUGUGUAUUGUGGUUUGCACUUCCUUUAUUCAUAACCAUUUCAAUUUUAAACUAUUUUACCUUUUAUUUUCAUUCAAGUGUAUGUGAAUAAUCACUUGAAUGAUGUUAUAAUAUUAUUUAAUAAGCAAAUAUAUUAGUUUUUCUUUUAAGGCAUGUUAGGGUACUGCCCUAAGGGAUUUUAGAUGAUUUUUUAUUGAUUUCUAUUUAUCAAUUUGCUAAGUCCGAAUUGGUCUAAAGGGCCAUAACUGAAUACCUAAAUGCCACAUUUUAUUCUCUGCAACAAUUCUCUCUCCCUCUCCAGUCAAAUUUCACUCUAUUAGUUAAUCUGAGACUAUGACAGUAGACACUUGCUCAAAGGUAUUGCACAGUGGGAUCAAACCUAAAACCAAAUGAUUGCAAAGCAGACUGCUUAACUGCAGUCUUGCUUGCAUCCAGUGUUCUUUAAAAAAUUAGGUCUUAAGUCUGUUACAAACCCUAUGGGCUCAUUAGGCUAGAGUUUAUCUCAGUUUACAUAGCAUCUAAGGGAGUGAGAGUAUGAUACUGCUACUGAACGGGAUGCCAGCCUGCUGCAGGAUUAACUCCUCUGUCCAGCUGCUGCUGAGAUACAUUUUCAGCUGAGUGAACUGGAGCAACAUGAAAUGAAGUAAUUUUCUCAAGAAUACAGUGUACCACCCAGUCUGGAGAAACGAAACCACAACGUUACUAUCAUGAACCCAACACCCUAACUAAGAACUAAGGCACACCUUCACAUUCUUUAACCCUUUAACAUUUACACUAGCCAUAUCUGACCAAAAUAUUCUACCUCUUUUAUGUUCAAAACCUUUUACACCAACUUUACAAUGUCAUUCUAAAAAUAAACAAUCAUAUCAUCAAAACCUCACAGCUACAAGAUAAUGCAUGAUUUACUCAAAACAAUGUGAAUUACAUUUGACAGAGCAAUCUGAAUGCUAAAGGGUUAAAAUAAUUUUUGUAAAAGAAAUUACCUUGUUCUUAAUAACAAUGGUUCUGUUUAAUUUCAAUAUAUCAGGCAGUUAAUUCUUUAUGAUAACUGUUAUAGUAUCAUUCAUCAGUUGAGAUCUUGUGUGUUUUGUGUGUAUGUAAUCAAUGGCAUUUCACUAGGAGUUUUAGUAGUCACAGCUUUGAAUUAUGUUGGGUAGACGGAUUCAUUUGAUAUUUUCUUUGGGAGGAUCACUGGUUAUUUGUUCUUUUUUUUGAUGGUCAAGGCCAAUUACUGAAAGUUAAUUGGCUAUGAAAUCUUACCCACCCUCUAUCUUCCCUAUCUUUAUCUCUAUAACAUUAGUAUAUACAGUUCUAAUGAAAACUGCUCUGGAGUAAUAAAUUAACUGUCUGUCAUAUUGUGUGGAAAUUAUAUAUAUAUAUAUAUAUAUAUAUAUAUAGACACACACACAUGAAAAUCAAUGGAUGAUACCCAUUCUCUGCAGUACUACUUGAGUCAGUGAAGCAGCUUUUAUUUAGUCGCUUGAUCUGUUAGAAACAGUAGCCAAAUCCCCCCCCCCUCAACUCCACUGUACUAUCAUAAAUAAAAGAAGUACACAUUAGAUAAUGUACUUUUGGAUAUGUUGUCUGAAUAUAAGGUGAGGUAGUCAUGGCUAGAAUACAUUGAUCAUAGGUGACCUGGACACUGUUGUAGUAAAUAACAUACAUUAUUACUCUAAAUAAAUGUUUAUUAAAUGGUUAUAUAUUUUCUAAUAAGUUGAUUUAUUGAGAAAAUUUUAUUUCCUGGAAUCUGUUAUUUGGUCCAUUUAAUUACACAUUUUUUUUUUCACCCUGUUGUUUUAGUUUUGACAGACUGAAGUUUCACAACAAAACAUCUUUGUCUUCUUUUGAAUACUAGCAAAUAUAUAUAUGCUUAGGUCUAUAAUGAACCUUGGGACUCAUAAGGUCAAGCUUAAUCCAGUUUCCUUGGUUUAUAAGUGACUGAAAUGAUAACACUCCACUGCACCCCCUGAAUGGAGUGCCAGUCCAUCACAAGGUUAACUUCCCAGCUAUUGGUUGAACUCAUUUACAGUUGAGUGAACUGGAGCAGUGUGAAAUAAAAUGGUUUGCUCAAGAACACUAUACGUUGCCUGGUUCAGGAAUCAAAACCACAAUUUUAUAAUUGAGUGUAGCACCCUAACUAGGUCUUGGGCCUUUUUACAAUCAUACAUACUGUUGUUAAACUUUCACUCUUUUGAUACCAACCUGUCUGAGACCACCCCAGGUUCUAUCUCAUAAUGUUUUAAAGUGGUCCAAAUUUUUUAUCUUCCAUCAAAAUUUUGUGCUAAUUCGUUCCAGACCCCUGCUUAAUAAUGAGAAAAUUAUUUUGUUAAAUACUUCAUUAUUUUAGAAAUGAAUUGAAACAAAGGCAGUGUAUGUUGACAAAAAUAUGGUAAGGCAAGGAUUAAAUGUUCUUGGGGGUGGAAUAUCUGAAAGUGUGAGAAUGAUUUAAAUUUUAUGGAAUAUAAAUUCUGCUACAAAAGCAAGAAGAGUGUUUAAAGCUAACAAAAGCAUUGGCAAUCUUUUAUUAUAAAGUCACCAUUGUUUCACUCCAUUCAAGUUCGACAGUUUGCUGGGGUUUUUUUUUAAUCCUGGGGAGCUGCAGUUAGCUUAAUGUGGUAAUGUCCAAAAGAAUCAUUAUCAUCAUCAUCAACUCCUGGGCAUCACUGUUUCGAGUCCUCAAACUCAUAGGGCUGGUUACCUGGUUUUCAUGGUGUAAAAGUAACCAAGAUCACAAUAUUUUCCCUUGAACAGGAUGCCAGUCCAUUGCAGGGUUACUCAAUCACAGCUCAGUGGACUGGAACAAUGUGAAAUGAAAUGUUUUGCUCAAGAAUACAAUACACUGCCCAGUUCUGGAAUCGAAACCAUGGUCUUGUGAUUGUAAGUAGAAUACCCUAAGCACUAGGCCACGUGCCUUUGUUCCAAAAAGUUGCUGGAAUCUUAACCAUACUUUAUUACUUGUAUGUCCAGAAAAUUUUCUAUUGUGCAAUGGUGUGAUUUUUCUGUCAUGUGGCUCAAAGCAGAUCAUUUAAGGCAUUUUUGUUUGUGAUUGUUAUAUAACCAAGUACAGUUGGAAUAAUUUCUCAUUCAGUGAUAUAGGUAUAGGCUUGCAUGCUAUUUUCAUGUAUUAUAAACUUGUCUUCAGUGCUCUGUCAAAAGUAAUUAUUAUAAUAAUAAUAAUAAUAAUAAUGGUGGUUUCUUUUAUUUUUUACAAUAAUGGUUUCUGUUGUGAUAAUACUGUUCAUAGGGCAACCGUUUUAUAGAAUUUUAUACUGUAGCUUUUAAAUGGAUUUGAUCUUUUCUUUUUGUUACAUAUAUAUUUAAACAGUUUACUUAUCAUUUCAUGUGGAAGUCUCCAAAAAGAUUCUAUGAUUUUAGUAAAAUCAGUUGUUUUAGGUAAUAUUCUUUAUGACAAGGGGAAAAAAUUGGUAACAGAACUCAUGCCCUCUCAAUUUAUUAUCUUUUCUGUCAUAUUUUGGACUCUAAGGUUCUCUGACAUGACAGCUUCAUCAUGCUUCAGUAAUGUUUUGGUGUUUAGGGUAUAGUAUGUUGAAAAGGUUUGAUUCCAUGAGUAAGUGGUUAACAUUGGAAUGUUGAUCAUCCACCUGAAGACAUGAUACUGUUUAUGGAAGGAAUGAUCUUCACUCGGGGAACAUUUUAAUUGGUCAAAAGUUCACGACAUCAGAUGAACAUUUUAGAUGGUGAACAUGUUUACCAGACAACUGUGCCAUCGUUCAUGAAAGUGUAAAGGAAAAGUUUUAUACAUGCUGCAUUAUUUAUUAUCAUUGAUGGAUGGUAUGGUGAGGCAAUAACCCCUUGUUAAUUGACAUGUUUGUGAGUCUGUGACCAAGUUAGAAUCCACUUCACUUAUAUCCUUGGGAAAGGCAUAAACAUCACAACUUCCAAUUCCCCAUUCAUAUAAAUUUGAGGCUUGUUACCUAUGUAAAAAAAAAAAAAAAAAAAAAACCCUCAUUAUUUUGUAAGCAUCGGUUACCAAUGUUGGUAGAGAAUUGUUUUCUUGCUUCGGCCAUGGCAACUGGGAAACACUGAAGCAGCCAAAUCUGUGUAUAUAUUUUUCUCUUCUUACUUUUAGAGUAUACAAGACUUUUUUUUUUUUGUGGGUGGGAUUAGGAAAUAGAUUCUAUCUCUAGCUACCUGCUCCACAUUAUUUUCUCUCUUCUAACAUAUUAUUGCAUAAUUGAAAGUGGGGUUAGAUAAGACUUACUGGGCAGAAGUAUGGUAAAGUACACACAUGCAUAUCCAAUAUAUCUUGUAUGUACAGUUAGAUGUGUGAGUUUAGCAGUCCAUGUAGAGUUUCAUCAUCCAGUCUUCUUCCAGUAUAGUGGUGUGGUUUACUACUGUACUGUUAGUAGUAUUUCUGGUUAUGAUAAACAGAGUAAUCAUAUUUUCUCAUAUAAAAUGUAUGUAUGCGUACAUACUCUCUGUCUCUCUCUCUCUCUAUAUUCUUCUGGUUUUCAGUACAGUGUAGGAAAAUGAAUAUUUUUGCUGAAUGAAAUCUUUGUACAUUCCAAAGUGGAGAGUCAAUGCCUGAGACUGGACACUUUGCACCAUCCUAUUUUGUUGUCUCAUGAUUCUGAGUUCAACUUUCACUGUCUCAACUUAAUCCUGUCAUCUCAUGGUUGAGUAGAAAGUGGCAGGGAUAGCGUCUAGAAUAAAUUUAUUCCAACAAAAUUAUUAAAAUGUGAAAUUUUCCAUAUGCCUAGCCACAAAUGAAGCAAGGAAAACCAGGGGAGGUCACUCUUCCCUUAAAGAGUAGCCUUUAAACUGGAUACUGACUUGUUGGCUAAUUUUCAUUUUAAAUUGAGAUAGACAGGCAUAGGGAGACAUUUAUAUAAAGAUGUACUCAAUUCUAGUUACUUACAGAAAUUGAGACAACUGAUAUAAAGUCACCAGACCAUUUGGUUAUUGACUGGUAAUAAUAUUCAGGUACAUCUGCUGAAAUGUUAGUUGUCUUCUUUCUUAAUACACUUGAUUUGGCUCUUGGCAGAAGAGUUUAGAUGUAGCAGAUUUUUAUACAAAGUGACUCCUCCAUAGGAUAUUACAUCCAGGAGUGAGGAGAAGAGACUGGCUGCUUCAGUGGCCCUUUGCUUUGUUGUUGCUAUUGCCGCCGUCCAAUGUUUUGAGACUGUUUGUUGAGUGGUCAAGUAUCAGAUCAAUCUGAAUGAAGUUAUGUACAAUAAUAAUAAUAAUAAUAAUAAUGUAAAUACAGAUGGAAACAACAGAUUGAACAGAAUAAUAAAUAUACAUCCACUUU
This is a messenger RNA of Octopus sinensis (East Asian common octopus), 12479 nucleotides long. Its product is annotated as protein FAM13A. NCBI's taxonomy places the organism in Eukaryota, Metazoa, Mollusca, Cephalopoda, Octopoda, Octopodidae. The transcript is spliced from 31 exons. Gene Ontology annotation, biological process: signal transduction. Bases 635 to 4048 code for a protein of 1137 amino acids. The record is from RefSeq and is a predicted model, not a curated record.